Messenger RNA from Anopheles stephensi (Asian malaria mosquito), 3275 nucleotides. RefSeq lists its product as uncharacterized. The record is from RefSeq and is a predicted model, not a curated record. The transcript is spliced from 2 exons. NCBI's taxonomy places the organism in Eukaryota, Metazoa, Arthropoda, Insecta, Diptera, Culicidae. Bases 75 to 818 code for a protein of 247 amino acids.
AGCCCGCAAAAAAAAACGUGUCUUUUCGUAACGGACAAUUUUUGCGUAAAAAAGAGAGGAUUUUGAUUUGAAAAAUGUCGGUUAGCGACAGAACCUUUAAGGUGGAUUUCUCGCAAAUCCCAAGAAAGCCCACACGCACGGAAAUUUUUAGCUUCCUUACGGACAAGCUAAGCCUAAAACCGGAAAAGCUGGAAAUGGUACAAUUCCUGAACCUUUCCACAUCUGUGGUGGUGGAGAUGAAAGAGGAGGGCGAUGCUCUCUUAAUAGUGGAGGUGCAUGAUAGAAAGCACACCAUCACGUGUAACGGUCGGGAUCACGCGAUCCCAAUCACAAUGGAGGACGACACCAAAGUCGUAACCAUACAGGAGGUAUCCGCCAAGGUGACUAACGCGGAUAUUAUAUCAGCUUUGGAGGCCUUCGGGGAGGUGAAGGGGGCAAAGGACCUCCUCUGGGAGGAGCCUACGCCUUUUCCAGGCGUAAGAAACGGCAACAGAGCGGUGAAAAUGUUAAUUAACAGGCCCAUUCCAUCAUACAUCACCAUAAAGGGUGAGCGGGGUAGGAUCACAUACCGCGGGCAGGAACAAACCUGCAUGUACUGCGAUCAAAUGGUCCAUUACGGUGUUUCCUGCACACAAAACAGGAAAAAUAACAGCCAAAAGGCUUCAGGUGUCAACCAGCGCCUAUACUCGGCAAUAGUACAGGGCAACCACACUACGGCCAAAGAGGGCUCAACAGAAAAAGUGGUAACCACAAAAAGUGUCCCCACCCAGCCCCUAGGACCCCGAUUCAAGACUUCAAAGACACCAUUACGCAAAUAAUACACAAUACAAACAACAGGAAAUGCCUAAUAGCCGCAGACCUCAACUCGCAUCACACCUCAUGGGGAAACCCUUGGAGCGACAAUAAAGGUACGUUUAUAAUUAACGAAAUAGACAAUACUCAACUAACAAUUUUGCACAACAAAGAACCUACAUACAUCCCCACAGACUUAAACAAAAGAAAUACAGCAAUAGACUUAACAUUCGUAACAGAAAACAUAACCGAUAAAUGCACAAGGGUAGUACUAGAUCACCACAUGGGAGCCACCAAUCACAAAACAAUUAUCACAACUAUAGAAACAAUCAAUCACAAACAAGCCCGACUAAUAACAAACAGGAAAAAACUUUACCAUGAAUUAAAACAAAUGGAAAUAGAGGAACACACCUCAGUGAAACAAAUUUUCCAGAAAAUAGACACAAUAGUAAAAGGAAACACCUCUAAAUCAAAAAAACCACUAAAAAUCUGGUGGAAUAGAGAAACGGAAAAAGCUUGGAAGGAAAAAAACAAAAGUAGACAAAUUUUCAAUAGAAACAAAACAAUAGAGAACGAAAUUGAAUUCAAGAAAAAUCUAGCUAAAUUCAGACUAAUUAAAAGAAAACACAAAAUCCAAAAAUAUGAAGAGAAACUUAGCGAGAUAAACAAUUACACUAACACCACAGAAUUAUGGAGAUUUAUAGGAAAAAUCGAAGGCAAAAAAACAAACACAAAAGAUGAAAAUCUCAUCCACAACAACAAAGAGGAAGCAAAAACAUUUUUAGAAGAAAAUUUUCAAAAAAAUAAGAAAGGGAACAAAAAACCUUAUCAAUAUGCUAGGCCAUUAAACAAUAUCAUGGACGAAGAAAGAUGGCAUAACAUUCUAAAAAAAAAGAAAAAUACAGCCCCAGGGCCUGACAAAAUCUCCUACGAAAUUCUGAAAAAUAUAAAUAGACCAUCGGUCAGUAAAAUAGUAAAGGAGAUAAAUAACAUGUGGGAAAAAGGAAAUUUAAAAAAGCAAUACAAACACAUAGAAAUAGUGGCGAUACCCAAACCAGGGGCUGAUAGAAACAACGCUAAAAACUAUAGGCCCAUAGCUAUGAUUCCGGCUAUCACUAAAAUCAUAAAUUCAGCAGUAUUAGAAGACCUCAACAGACACUGUCACAACAACAACAUUAUACCAACAACUUCUUUUGGCUUCAAAAAAAACUGUACCACAAACCAAUGCGUCAACUAUUUAGUGAAUGAAAUUACAUCCAACAAAAGAAAAAACUGGUUAACUGGAAUAAUGUUUAUAGAUUUAAAAAGCGCGUACAACAACGUACACACAGACUCGCUCAUACAAAUUUUGGAGCAAAACCAGAUUCCGAUAGAAAUCAUUAGAUGGGUAGGAAGUUUCUUAAACAACAGAACGAUAGAAAUAAAAUCAGAAGGAGAAAAGCUAAAAAAAUUAGUGUCAGACGGUUUACCACAAGGGGAUGUCCUCUCACCCACCUUAUUUAACAUCUACACCAAAAAAAUCCACGAAACACUCAACAAUAGCGACGGAAAAGUUUUACAGUAUGCGGACGAUUUCGUAAUCAUUCAAAAAGGGAAAACAGCCACAGAACUGGAAUAUAAGAUGCAAACAGCGAUCAAUAGUUUUUCAAAUACAAUCCAGGAACUAAAGCUUCCAAUUAACAUAGACAAAACAAAAUUUAUGAUCUUCAGCAAGAAACCCCAAAACAUCACUAUACAAAUAAGAAACCAGCGAAUAGAAAAAGUUACAGUUUACAAAUAUCUCGGAGUGUGGAUUGAUGGCAACCUAUUUUUCAAAAAACAUGUAGAAGAACUCAAGGAUAAAGCUAGAAAAAGAUUACAGUUAGUGAGAAGGAUAUGUAACACCAAAAACAACCUCAGCCCUACGAAAACCAUUACUGUACACAGAGCCAUUAUAAGGAACAUUUUGGAAACUGGCUCCCUGUACACUCUAAAUGCAAAAAAAAACUUACUAAACUCAAUGAAUUCAAUUACAAACCAGUCACUCAGAAAAGUAACGGGUUGCUCUAAAACAACCCCUAUUAACACGCUAAUGGCGAUUGCAGCCGAAACCCCACCACACAUUAGAGCAAGUUAUAUAGCCAAAAAGGACAUGGUCAAAACAUUAAUAUACUCUCCGAUCCAUAGGGACCAAAUGAGAAGAACCAUGAGAGAAAACUCAAGAACCAGAUCAAGAAACAAAUCAUACAUGGAGAAUUUAUUCCAGAACAAUCUGAAUAUUUUUGAAGAAACAGCAAGAAUCAAAACAAAUAACAUCAAUGGAAGCACAAAAAUUCGCUGUGAAAUCGAACCCAACAUAUCAAAAAACUCUACAGCAGGGAAAGUAUACCUCAAACAAUUUUGCGAACAGGAAAUAAAAAAGCUAGGAACAACGAACACUCUAAUUUUCACUGACGGGAGCAAGAGCGAUGAGGGAUGCGGAAUCGGAAUAUACAUAAGACCUC